AGCGCGUGUGGACAAUUCAGCGAUCGUCCGUUAGGUAUGUUUACAAUAAUCUUGUCAAUUAACUAUUGAUCGAAUGGUGCGAACAAAUGACUUUACAGCUUGGUCAAAUAGUUUAUGUGCGAAAUGAUUCAGGGGUAGUGCGAUAUAUUGGUACCACGGGGUUUGCACCUGGCAAUUGGGUUGGUAUAGAAUUAGAUCAUGUUCAAGGUAAAAAUGAUGGAUCAAUAGACGGUAAGAGAUAUUUUAAUACUGAGAAACAAGGAGGUAAUUAUGGUAUAUUUGUUAGAGAAACAAUGGUUUCAUUUGAGAAAUCUUCAAUUACUCACAUUAAUGGUGAACCAACAACAUCCCCAAAGUUAUAUGCGGUAGUGGAAAAAUUGCAAAAUAAAUUGCAACAUGCAAUGGUAUCUAUAAAUGAUUAUAGAUCUGAUAUUGAUAAGAUGCAAGUUGAGUUAAGAAUGAAAGAUGAUGAAAUUCAUGGAUUAAAAGAAAGAAUUGAGAUGGUGGAAGUAAAUAAUGAAUUUAAUGAGAGUUCAGUAGGAGAACUUCAGAUGAGUCUAACAACUUUACAAGAAAAGUAUGAAGAUUUACAAGAAGAAUAUUUAACAUUACAAGAAGAAGUUGAAAUUAAUAAACAAAUAGAAGAUGAAGUUAAGAGCCAAUUAAAUGAAAGUACUGAUGAAAAUGUACUAGUGGUGUUACAAAGAAAUAAACAAUUAGAGUUAGCAUUGGAAAGUAUGCAUAACAUAAGUAAAGGUCAUGAAUUUAAUUUAAAGAAUGAAAUAGAUUCUUUGACACAAGAAGUAAAAGAUAAGACAGAAUUGAGUAAUCAACUUGAACUCGUUAAAGAUAAAUUACGAAAUGCUGAAGCUAAAAUCUUAAACUUACAAGAUCAGUUAGAUUCAACUCUAAGUUUACAAUCCAUGGUAGAAAAUUUAACGACAGAAAAUGAACAAUUGAAAGAAACUCUUAAUGAAUUAACUAAAUCCAUUGAUGAAAUGACCGAAUUGGAUAAAAGUAUAGAAGAAGAUCAUAAGCAUGUUGAAUCCCGACUACAAGCUGAUAUUGAAAAUUUACUGGAAAUCGUUAAGAAUGAUAAACAAAUGAUUGAUGAACUCAAAUUAAAGCUUAGUCAGAAUGUACCACUAGAAACAAAUACUAUUCAAGAAGAUAAAUUACUUCAACUUAAUAAUGAAAUUGAAAAGUUAAAUCUUCAACUUAAACAAGUAGUAUCUUUAAAUAAAGCUAAAACUAUAGAGGCUAAAGUUUCUCAAGCUAUUGAAAACCUAAUCAUUGAAGAAAUUACAAUUCUACAAAAUCGUUCAACUCAUAAGUUACUUAUAAGUAUCGAGUACCUUCUUAACAGAUCUAGUGUAUUAGCUGAUUGUAUAUUAGAAUUUUCUGACUCAGUAAGAGAUAAGCUCAUGAUCCUGACAUUAAUCAAAUUUAUAUCCAUGUCGAUAAAGUUUUGGGAGUUCAACUGUAUGGACGUUUCAAAUCCUGAAACCGUCAAGAAUUUAGUUAUUAACUUGAUAUCAUCGUUAGCAUCUUCAAUUGAUUCUUUAAAAAAUGAGGAACAAGUGGAUUUGAACUUUAUUCCUAUAUUUUGUCAAACAUGGUUGGAAUGUACUUCUUCCAGUUCAUUUAUCUUCGGAACCAAAUUGAAUUUAAUAUUCUUAAAGAAUUCCUUUAUACAUCAAUUGGAAGUCCUACGUGAUGCGAUUCGUUCUUAUGAACAUUGUGAAAACUAUACAAUUUCUGUAGAGAAGAUAGAUAUAUUUUCCAAAAGCUUCAAUAAUCUUAACUUUUACGAAAAUGAUUCAAUGCUUGAUGUGACUAUUGGAGAUGAUGAUGAAGAAGUUGUUAAUAAAUUAAUGAAUUUUGUUUGGAAAUCCAUUGAUGAGAUCUGUUUUCUAGAAGCUCAGAAAGUAACUGAUAUAGAAGGUUUAUCUGAUGUUAAUUCUAAUUAUGCAUUCUUCUUAGCUAUAACUAUAUCUACGGUUAAGAUAGAAGCUAUUUCACUUCAAGAUAUAUUAAUUAAUGAAGGAAAUGUACCAGAGAGUAAUUCUUCAGUCAAAGAAGUUGAAGUUGAUUCAAAAGCUAUGAAAUUAGAAUUAAUUGAAAAGAAUAGAAUUAUAAAUGAACUUCAAUUAAAUAUUCAAAUUUUAGAAAGAAAUACCAAAGCAAUGUCUGUCAAUAAUCUGGAAUUUUUUGAUGAAUAUAUGAAACAAGUAUCAGGAUUACAACAAGAAUGUGAAACUAUGAAGAAGAAACUUCAAACUGAAGAGGCUACUAAUUAUUCUUUAAAGUUAGAGAUAAAAAGGUUAGAAAGUAUUAAACGUGAUACUACACCUGUACCAAAAUCUCGAAGUAUGAAUGAAGAGAUAAAUGAUAUUGAAAAAAAUGCCUUAAAAUCACAAAUUGAAUUAUUAAAACAAAUUGCUCGACUCAAUUCUCCAAAACCAAAUGUAUCAGAGAUAGUUGCAUGGUUAAGUAAACCUUUACUUCCUAACAAAUUUACUAAUGAAGGUAAUAAUUCAUUAUUGUUAUAUUCUAAACGUGCUCGAGAAUUGACUUUACAAGUAUCAUCCAUUAAUAUAGGAGAACACUCAAAGAACAAUUUAAAACACUACAAUUUAGUAUUGAAGGAAAGACUUACUAAUUUGGAUGCAUCGUUAAAUAGAGUAUUAAAUUAAAUUAAGUUAAUUAAAAAUAAAUAAAAUACAAUUACAUC
This is a messenger RNA of Scheffersomyces amazonensis, 2734 nucleotides long. It is a transcript of the gene NIP100, whose product is annotated as Nip100p. The transcript has a single exon. Gene Ontology annotation, cellular component: microtubule plus-end; nucleus; cytoplasm. The coding region runs from base 87 to 2696 and encodes 869 amino acids. Lineage: Eukaryota; Fungi; Ascomycota; Pichiomycetes; Serinales; Debaryomycetaceae. The record is from RefSeq and is a predicted model, not a curated record. Gene Ontology annotation, molecular function: microtubule plus-end binding. Gene Ontology annotation, biological process: cytoplasmic microtubule organization.